Molecule: messenger RNA, 1306 nt
Organism: Stomoxys calcitrans (stable fly)
Lineage: Eukaryota; Metazoa; Arthropoda; Insecta; Diptera; Muscidae
Exons: 2
Coding region: 53-1018 (321 amino acids)
Source: RefSeq, a predicted model, not a curated record
GUACGCUGACGACAUCGUCAUACUAGCUGAUGAUAUUGAAGUAUUUCGAAAAAUGAUAUGGAAUUUAGAAAACUAUUGUAGUAGAUGGAAUAUGGUGGUAAAUUUGCAAAAAUCCAAGAUAAUGGUGUUUCGAAAUGGAGGACGGUUAUCUUCAAGGGAGAGAUGGAAAUACCUCAAUGAAGAAAUUGAAGUGGUGAACGAAUACUGCUACCUUGGAGUCCUUCUAACUCCAAAAAUGAGUUUUACUAAGCAUGCAGAACAAAGAAACAAACGAGCGAAGAUUUGUAUAAACGCAGCUUGGGAAAAUCUGAUCAAUAACUCAAAUGUAUCCCUUAUAUCGAAAUGGAAAAUUUUCCAGAGUGUGUGCAAAACCACACAGUCAUAUGCAGCCCAGGUGUGGGGGUACAACUGGUUUGAAGAAGUAGAUGAACUACAAAGACUCCCGCAUAAGCUUUCUAUAAAAAUAUGGAACAAACAAAUUUUCUGGGCCUUGGCACUGAAAUCUUGGUCCGAAAGCACUAACGUUCCAAUUGAAAAUCUAUUCAGAACAGCGCAAGAUUGGUCUACAACCACAACUAUACUUGUAAAUAAUCUCAAAAGGAAAAGCUAUACAGAGAAAAUAGAUAGAGCAAGAGCAAGUGAAAGCAGAUUUUAUCGUUUUUUGAAUCCAGAAAUCGGGAUUGAAUACAUGCAAGAUGUUUGGAAACUGGACAAAAUUGCUAUUAUAAUGAAAACAAGGGCAGAUGUACUUCCACUGAAUGGAAACGUUUUUAGAAACGCAGCGAGACACCAAUGUACAUUGUGUAACUUGAGAGAAGUCGAAAACUUGCAACAUUUCAUAGCCAGAUGUCCAGUAUUACAAGAAUUUAGGGUACGGCAUUUUGGAACUGCCUAUCUAGAUGAUGUACAGCUAAUACAAAUUUUAAAUGGAACUUUUUAUUGUGGGUGGGAUGGAUUAUAUAAUUAUGUUAGCAAUGCUUUGAGAUAUCGGAACUACAUAAAUCGAGAACAAUUUUGAAAAAAAAAAAAAAAAAAAAAAAAAAAAAAAAAAAAAAAAAAAAAAAAAAAAGAAUAUGUAAAUUUUUUCCUUAACUUUACACUUUAUAAAAUUUUACGUUAACUUUAUGGCUUAUAAAAUGUAUAUAUCUAAACGUAAUGUUACGCAAACAUACUAAAUUUAGCUAUUUAACAGCACAAAUUAAAACAAAUAUGGUAUUGACAGACAACUAUUUAAAGUUAUUGUCAUUAACUAAUUACAUUUACAUUUUGUUAUCUUAAUCAAACAGUAUAUAGAAAUUUGAAUUGU